Messenger RNA from Penicillium bovifimosum, 1674 nucleotides. RefSeq names its product ATP-binding protein. The transcript has 5 exons. The coding region runs from base 1 to 1674 and encodes 557 amino acids. Lineage: Eukaryota; Fungi; Ascomycota; Eurotiomycetes; Eurotiales; Aspergillaceae. The record is from RefSeq and is a predicted model, not a curated record.
AUGCUAUGGAGCCGACUUGCGCAGCCCGCAAGGUCCUAUGCCCGACAUGGCCUGCCGAGGCCACUCAGAUUUAACAAUCGCGUUGUGGUGCAUACACCCAAGCGGUUCAACUCUUCCCCCCAAGGCACUGGGCAAAUGACGCCAGACCCCACCGACCAGAAUGACUCGGAUGAGGGCAGCGGAAAAGGUGGCCGUAAUGGCGAUUCAGACCCCAACUUGAAGUCUACGAUUCUCAAGAUGCUUGAAACUGCUGCAACAACAGCAGCAUCAAUUGCUGUCCUAGGUGCGGCUGGAUACUGGUACCACCAGUACUACAAGUAUUUGAUCUUGGACAAGAUGGACAAUGCGUUUUCCCCAGGUGACCCUGCGCUCGAAAUUGCCGGUGUUGAAUAUGGAAAGCAUCAAUAUAACCAUGAGGAACACUGGGUCGUUCGCAGCGAGCAGUCCAAGGUUGAUGAUAUCAUAGCUGGGCGACAGAAGGGUCACUACUAUUUAAUGAUUGGCGAAAAAGGCACGGGGAAGACCUCAAUGUUGCUGGAGGCCAUGCGAAAGAUCAAUGGAAACAGCUGUGCCAUGUUUGAAGCGCACGCCGACCUUGAGAUCUUCCGGAUUCGACUGGGCAAAGCUUUGGACUUCGAGUUCCAUGAAGACUAUAUUGGCAGCCUUUUCAGCAUUCGAGGACCAAGGGACACCACGGCGCUCUUGGACAUUGAGCGCGCUUUCAACAAGCUUGAGAAAGUGGCGCUCACCAGAAGGCGCAAUGGCUCCGGUCCUUUGGUCUUGAUCAUCAAUAGCACGCAUCUGGUUAGAGAUGAUCAUGAUGGACAGGAUUUACUUGAGAUGAUUCAGCAGCGCGCCGAGCAAUGGGCAGCCAGUGGGCUUGUCACAACAAUUCUUAACAGUGAUGAUUAUUGGGUAUACGAGCGCUUGAAGCGUUACGCCACCCGCAUGGAGGUCAUUCCUGUGACGGAUUUACCCAAGGACAUGGCGAUGUCUGCUUUGAAGAAAUAUCGGCAGCAGUUCCACGACGAGGUACUCCCACCUCCGAUUCUCGAGCAAGUCUACGACAAAGUUGGUGGUCGACUAUCUUUCUUGAACCGCGUGGCCAAGUCCCAGGAUCUCAUGAAAACGUGCGACGAGAUUUGCCAAGCCGAGAAAACGUGGUUCCUGAACAAGUGCUGGAUUCUCGGAAAGGAGAUGGACGACGAUGUGAUGGACGAACAGAAGUAUUCUUCUGCCGCUAUGGUUCUGGCCAAAGCGUUGGUCGAUCUGGAAAAGGAGAUGGGCUCAAACUACGACCCAGAACGGGGCCAUAUUCUACCGGAGAUCCCGCUCCACAAGGCGCGUCAGAUCAUGACCCGUGCUGAUUUCAUCCAAUCUUACGACCAUGAAAAUAUCUUCACGAUUGAUUCGCGAGCUUCGGUGCGUGCUGAUUCGGUACCUAUGCAGCGUGCUUUCCGAGAAAUCUGCUCUAUCGAGAACUUCGAUGAGUACUUGGAGGGCACUCUGGAGCGCAUUGGAGAUAUUGAGAGUCUUGGCCGCACUCGCGAGUUGACUAUCAAGGAUCUUUGGGACAGUGGUAAAUAUCGCGUCGUCGUGCGCGAUAACCGCGGACGAGAGAGUGGGACAGUCGAGUUCGCUGUGGCCCAACGUGAAGGCGAAGAUGAAGAUUAG